AAACAAUUGGAAUUUCUUUAAAACAUGAAAAAUAUUUACAUCCUAUAUAUAUCCGUCAAAGCUAAUAAAACCAAAACUUCCGGAUAGAUGGCGCUCUCUUUCAAUAUGGCUGCGCCCAUGUGUGGAAAUUUCUUUAGCACAGACCCAACAGAGACAAAGGAAAUAGUCCACCUCCUGACCCAGAAUGGACUCUGUCCCCGGUGUGUCCUUAGAUUCCUGGGGGUGGGAGAGACUGCAGUGUUUAGAUCCUCCACAGAGGAACUGACUCAGAAGGUUAUAUCACUGGCGGGCGGACAGGAAGAUAUUUUCUCCUCCCUCCCGUGUCCUGCUUGUCUGGGAAUCCUACAGGUGUACCUAGAGAAUGAAUUUAUCAACAGAAUUGCUGAGACUGUGCAAUCCAAUGAUCAUGAGUUUAAGACCUUCAUCUGUUCUCUGACUACCCCAGUUUGUUCGCUGCUCAGAGAGCAUGCGUUCCUUCUGCUGUUGAGAGAAAAGUUUAAAGCCCUGUAUGAUUAUAAAGUCGUGGAGGACAUUGCGUCAGUUAAGGAUGUCUGGAAAUGGAAGAGUGGUCCAAUCCUAGCCGGGGCACUGAAUGCACCUUUUGAAAACAAGAGCAAGUUUGAUAUCAUUCUCAACUUUACAUAUGAGAAGUCGGACAAAGAGUGCUCCUUUCUGUCUUAUCACAGUCCAGAAGUAUUCAGAAAACGGAAGAAACAACAAAAGAAUUACGGUGAUACGUACACAAGAACCAAUGUUACCAAAGUAUUGUCAGACAUGACGGAUGGAUAUUUCCAAAGGAACUACAGCAUUCCUAAGAGCAGUGAGGAAAAUAUCUGUAAAUGUGACGAGAUCCGGUGUGUUCAUGAUGCUGUCUACGUGGCGGGUCGAUAUAACAAGUACAGUCGAACCCUGAGCCAGACGCCAUGGAUGCUGGACGGAGGCCGAAAAAGUCAGUCAUCCGUGGAGGAGGAAAUCUGUGGGCCGCUGAAGCAGAAGUUCAGGUUCACCGAGCAACGCUUUUCUUCAUCUGGUCGAGAAGAUGUGGAUGUUAGGAUGUUAGGAAAAGGUAGGCCAUUUGUUGUAGAGAUGGAUGAUCCACACAGAGUUCAAUUUACAGCACAGGAUCUCUUAGAAAUACAAAAGGAAAUUAACAAGUCAGCUGAUGUGAAAGUCAGGGACUUACAAAUUGUAGACAAAAUUGAUGUGAAUAAACUAAAGGAGGGUGAAAUAGAGAAAACAAAGACCUAUUUUGCACUGUGCUGGUCCAAAGAGCCGCUGAGUCAAGAACAACUUACCAAGCUCAAUGAUGUGAAGGAUCUGGUCAUUUAUCAGAAGACACCAAUCCGUGUCCUUCACCGUCGACCUCUGGCGACGAGGGAGAGAGUCGUGUACAGCAUGGCAGCGGAGAAAGUCGACGACCUACAUUUCAAUCUGAGUCUCUCCACCCAAGCGGGCACCUAUAUAAAGGAGUUUGUUCAUGGGGAUUUUGGGAGAACCACUCCAAACCUGGGAACACUGAUGGAAGUGGAAUGUGACAUUCUAGAACUUGAUGUGCAGAGUGUUGAGCUGGACUGGCCACCAAGUCUGGGAGACAGCUGACAACACAGUGGAGGCAUUCGUACAUUACAGAUUAGUUUUAAAUUACUGUUUUAAAUUUUCACACAUAAAAUAAAAAUUCAGAAAUAA
Messenger RNA from Ostrea edulis (European flat oyster), 1686 nucleotides. RefSeq names its product tRNA pseudouridine synthase Pus10-like. The record is from RefSeq and is a predicted model, not a curated record. The transcript is spliced from 18 exons. Lineage: Eukaryota; Metazoa; Mollusca; Bivalvia; Ostreida; Ostreidae. Bases 88 to 1599 code for a protein of 503 amino acids. Gene Ontology annotation, biological process: tRNA pseudouridine synthesis. Gene Ontology annotation, molecular function: pseudouridine synthase activity; RNA binding.